GACGAAGACUGGCCGAGAAGAUAUCUUGCCUCAGAAAGUAUCCCGGCAGCAGAGACUCCUUUUCCUGUUUCAUGUGACAUCAGUGGUCACAUUGAGAAUGAAGAUAACGAAAUGCCCCAGCGGCGUGUGCAUCCACGAUCCUCAUUCAGCAGAGGAACCACCACAGAAGAGGGCAAGAAAGUUAUGGCAAGCGUAUGCACUACCCUCACAUCAGAAAAAGAGCCAAAAGAAGACCCACAAGUCAUCCGAUAUAGCAGGACGUCACAGAAGAAGUCCCAGAAGAGGAUCCAGAAAUAACUCUCCGGCCUCGUGCCAUGUGACGCAGCAAGGAAAUCAGGAACUGCCAGCUGUAACUGCCAUAACAGCUUUCAUCUGUUGGCACUGUGCUUCCAUUUCAGCCUCCUUUUCAGCUAUCAGUUGGCGCUGCACCCAGGGAGCUACGGCAAAAGUUUUUGGUGGUCUAGUUUGGACUUUGGUAGCUUCUACUACAUUGUAUUCUGGUUCACUACUUCAAGGAUGGGUCAUGUUUGUUUCUGUCACUUUAUUUGUAUGUACGACCAUUCUUCUGUUCUUGUACCUUGUGGGAGCUCACGGAGGAAGAUCUACAUGGACAACCCUGGAUGCCUUUUAUCAUUAUGCUGCAUCUUUGAUGUACCUCAGUGCAUCGGUGCUCCAGGCCGCUGCAACAAUAAAUGCUAAAUAUUUAGGUGUCUUCAAGUAUUAUCAAGAGAACAUUGCAGCAGUGGUGUUUUGCUUUCUUGUCACACUGGUUUAUGUGAUCCACGCUGUGGCCUCACUAAUAAGAUGGAAGAGAUCGCCUUAAAUCAACAAAACCCACGGAAAAAAGAAGCAACGACAUGCAGUACUUGGAUAUGUUCUUUUAAAAGCACAGACUAAGCCUCAAUAAGAGUCUCCAACAUUUGCUGACAGCAUGUACUAUGUCCUGUACAUAUGUAGCAUAAACAUUAUUUUGGAAUUUACUGUCAUCUUAAAUCAAUGCAAUAAAACAGACACGUAAAAGAAAAAUGUUAUAUAGCGUGCCACCAAUACAGUUUACUUUAAUAUAUAAAGCAGGAUAUUGUAUUAAUGGUCAUAUGUCCUAUAGUUAUGUCUUAAUAUUGUAAAUGACGUUGAAGAAGUGAUGGCUCUUUAUUCUAGAAAUAAAACACACACCCGUAAAACAUAAUCCCUUUAAAGGGGUUAUCCCAUGAAUAAUGUGAUAAAUAAAAAUUUGACAUCAAGAAGUACAUUACAAUCGCUUUUUAACAAAGCCAAAACCAGCCCUGUAUCUCGACUUUCAGCGCUCCAAUUGCUCUGUUAGAUUUUCUUCUGGCUGGCAGCUCAGGGGUUGUGUCCUUUCUGCUGCAGCUCUCUCCCCAUCACAGCUCAG
Molecule: messenger RNA, 1390 nt
Organism: Bufo gargarizans (Asiatic toad)
Lineage: Eukaryota; Metazoa; Chordata; Amphibia; Anura; Bufonidae
Product: myelin and lymphocyte protein-like
Exons: 5
Coding region: 98-823 (241 amino acids)
Biological process (GO): myelination
Cellular component (GO): membrane
Molecular function (GO): structural constituent of myelin sheath
Source: RefSeq, a predicted model, not a curated record